AGAGAGGGAAGCCCCGGCGGUGAGAGUCGGCCCAAAAAGCGGCGGCCGUUGGAGGUGGCUGCGGCAGCUGCUACCCGUUCCUUCCUGUGCGUGACUCAGCCUCAUCUCUGCCCGGGUGCGUGCCUGGCCGCCGGGUCCUCUCGAGAGUGUGCAUCCGCGACUGGAGAUGGGGAGUUCUAGGGUUCUUUUGUCACUACUGUUGGAAUUACAGGCUUUGAGGCAGGAAAGGAUUCUGCACAGGCAUUCGACUGCAAGUUGUUUGAUGACUUCGUUCCAUGUUCAAGUUUGUGCUGUUCUGCCUGAGAUGUGGCCUCAUGGAUGAGCUGGUACACGACUUAGCCUCAGCCUUGGAGCAGACAUCUGAGCAGAAUAAGCUUGGUGAACUGUGGGAGGAGAUGGCGCUGAGCCCCCGACAGCAGAGGCGGCAGCUUCGGAAACGCCGAGGUCGGAAGCGUCGUUCUGACUUCACUCACCUGGCAGAGCAUACCUGCUGCUACAGCGAGGCCUCUGAGUCAAGUCUGGAUGAGGCCACUAAGGACUGUCGAGAAGUGGCUCCGGUGACCAAUUUUAGUGACUCUGAUGACACAAUGGUAGCCAAACGACACCCAGCUCUCAAUGCCAUUGUCAAGAGUAAGCAACAUUCUUGGCAUGAAUCUGACUCCUUUACUGAAAAUGCACCUUGUCGACCACUCAGGCGCAGGCGGAAGGUGAAGCGAGUGACAUCAGAGGUGGCUGCUAGCCUUCAGCAGAAGCUGAAGGUGUCAGAUUGGAGCUAUGAGAGAGGCUGCAGGUUCAAGUCUGCUAAGAAGCAGCGUCUGUCCCGCUGGAAGGAGAAUACUCCCUGGACCUCAUCAGGCCACGGAUUGUGUGAAUCAGCAGAAAAUAGGACUUUCCUAAGCAAAACAGGAAGGAAAGAAAGGAUGGAGUGUGAAACAGAUGAACAAAAACAGGGCUCUGAUGAGAACAUGUCAGAAUGUGAAACCAGCAGUGUGUGUAGCAGCAGUGACACUGGGCUCUUUACCAAUGAUGAAGGGCGACAAGGUGAUGACGAACAGAGUGAUUGGUUCUAUGAAGGAGAAUGUGUCCCAGGAUUCACUGUCCCUAAUCUUCUGCCCAAGUGGGCUCCUGAUCAUUGUUCUGAAGUAGAAAGAAUGGAUUCUGGAUUGGAUAAAUUUUCAGAUUCCACAUUCCUUUUACCUUCUCGGCCAGCUCAAAGAGGGUACCAUACUCGCUUGAAUCGUCUACCUGGAGCUGCAGCUCGAUGCCUCAGAAAGGGGCGAAGAAGGCUGGUUGGGAAGGAGACCAGCAUAAACACUUUGGGGACUGAGAGGAUAAGCCAUAUCAUUAGUGACCCUCGGCAGAAAGAAAAGAAUAAAGCGUUGGCUUCUGAUUUUCCUCACAUUUCUGCUUGUGCACAUGAGUUCAAUCCCCUGUCUCCCCUUUACUCCCUGGAUGUUCUUGCCGAUGCUUCUCACCGAAGGUGUUCACCAGCACACUGCUCUGCCAGACAGGCAAAUGUACACUGGGGACCACCAUGUUCACGUGACAUCAAGAGGAAGCGGAAACCAGUGGCCACAGCAUCUUUGUCUAGCCCCAGUGCAGUUCACAUGGAUGCAGUGGAGCCAACCACACCAGCAUCACAAGCCCCCAAAUCACCCAGCUCUGAGUGGUUGGUGAGGACCUCUGCAGCAGAGAAAGCCACAGACGCAACUACUGCUACAUUUUUUAAAAUGCCACAAGAAAAGAGCCCUGGAUACAGCUAGAGAGCAGGACUUCACCCUCCAGGAGCUGACUGGGUGUUGCUGAAGCAAAUGUUGGACUUUGUGUUAGAUAGUCUUGCAUAUCUUAAUCGACAUUCCCAGUCCUUUCACCACCAGAACCAACUCCUCUUUCAAACACAGCAGUGGAUUCUUUCUCUCAGAAGAUCAUGUUGUGGGAAUCUUUUUUUUAAAUAGUGAAAUAUUGAGGCAGCAAUUUUUUACAAAAAGGUCAUCCUCUGCUCUAUUUGUUACCUUGUUAUUGCUGUCUCAACAUUUACUACAGCUCCAUUUACAGAACUGUUGCUUUUUUGCAGUUGUCUUUGUUCUUGAAAAACCAGUAACUGCUUCUGCAUACCUUUUGUGUAGAGCUUUUAAUAUCAUUUGAGGAAGUUCCAAAUUUGUAGCCAGUUCCAAACAAAUUUAAAUAUUGAGUUGAGACCUGUAUGGAAUUGUGUUCGCAGGAGAUAAGGCUUGCCUUUGAGCCUACUCUUGAUUCAUGCAGAGUGCCAAUAAGAUAAAUCAACCAAGUUUUGGGGCCUCAAAAGAGACACCAGCAACUGGGCCUUGAGAACUUCCAUUUUUUUGCAGAUUGUCUGCAGAAACUCAGACAGCUCAUCAGCAGCAGCAGCUGUAUUGUAUUUUACCUCAUCUUCAGAGUUUAUGUUCUACUGAAAGAGGACGUGUGUAUACACACACACACACACACACACACACAGAUUGGUAUAAUGGAGAAGAUGGUUUAGGUGUACAGCAAAUUUAAAAUAGUCAGUGGAUUGUGUCUUACUACUUCAUGUCCCAGUGUAAGCCUUUAUGUCCUAAGCAGGACUUUAUUGUUAGUAUUAUAGGCUAAUAACCUGCAGCAGAAAUUCAUACUCUAUUAUAAUAAUGGCUUCUUGGGGCCAUGCUUUGGGGAAGUAAAAUGUCUUUUUGACAUGCCUUUAUACUUGGCGUGUUUAUGAUGGCUCAGCUGCAUGUGGAGUUAUAUAUACAGUCGUGCCUGAAGUUGGAUGCUACUUUGUCAAAAUGAGAAAUAAGUGAUGGCCUGGAGCUGCUGGAGAGAAGCCACGCUUUCUAGAAAAUAUUAUCAGGAGUGUCUGUCAUUCAUUCAGGGGCCUAGCUGACAGAAGGGCUCUUUUUUUUAUACCAAUGAGUGCGUUUACUCUGAAAUACAUAGAAGCUCUUGGUGAAGUGCUCCCUGCUCUGGUCACAUUGUAGAGGGACUCCCACUCAUGCAUCUGCUUAUUUUCUGUCUUAAAUAGGUGCUGAAUGGGGCAGCACCUCCUUCCCCCAAAGUGCGAUUGCCCCUGUUUCCCAUACGAAGUGUAAUGACGGGUUGCUUUUAAAAUUAUAGUCCUUAUCAAUGGAAACUCCAGAUUUCUUUAUCAAAGGGAGGUGGGUGGGCAUGAAUCUAGUUGGAAAAGGGGACUUGAAGCUAAGUUUACAUGGCACUUUAAGACUGAGAACAUAUCAAUUGUUCAUAAUCAGGAAUAUGGUAGAGGGAGAGCAGGUGUAGAUGAUGGGACGGGAAAGUGCUGAAACCAGCCCAGCAGACCUGUGAGUCGCCUCUGGUUCUCACGCAGCAGUGUGUGUGUGCUCACAGGGAUGUUCCACCCCUGGUUCUCAUGCAGUAGUGUGGGAGAGUGCUGAAGCCGGCCCAGCAUGCCUCUUAGUUGCCUCUGGUUCUCAUGCAGCAGUGUGUGUGCUUACAGGAGUGGAGAUGAUGGGAUGGGAGAGUGCUGAAGCUGGCCCAGCAUGCCUCUGAGUCACCCCUGGCUCUCAUGCAGCAGUGUGUGUGCUUACAGGGACUUCCCAGGCUGCACUUCCCUUCCCUGUGGGCUGCACCCGUAGAAGUAUAGAAAAUGUAAUGUCUGUUGAAUAUAAAAUCGUACCACUGAAUUGUUCUAGUGAUGAGGUUAGAUUUUGUUGUCAUGUGCAUUGUCACCAUAGUGACCCGUGGCAUAUAUUUUUAACAUACUUGGUUGGGUUUGAGAGAAAUCUGUGGACGUAAUUUUUUGUUUGUGUCAAGCUCUAUGACUCAUGCAGUGAUUGGUCCCAUGAUCAUGGCCUAUUAGUGAAAACCUCCAAAGGUCAGGUGGCCAAGGUGUUCCCACAUUUUUUCUAUAUAACUUGUUUCCUAAUAGUCUGCCUUUCUACCUAUGAUUAAAAAUAAUUUUUAUAUACAACAUUAUUUACAUUUCAAACAUCUCUACGAAGUCAUGCCAUUUUAAGGAGAUGAAAACAGCCACAGAGUUGAGUGACUUGCUCCAAAUCACAUAACUAAGCCAGGACUAGAAUCCCAGACUUUCAGAUUUUCUCUGCCCUGGGUUAUAAUCUCUUGUUUUUCAGUGAUAGACCUGAGUCAGUCUGAGAUGCUUAUUUAUGAAACAGUAUACCAUGAAUAUUUAUUAUCUUUCUUGGGCAUGCUUUUCUACACAUUUUGAAUACUUUCAACAGGGAUUACCCAAGAAUGCAACAUCUACCUGUAAUAAAUGGGGAGAAAAUUAGUUGCCUGAGAGAACAGAAUAUUAAGCACACAAAUACUUUCCAACACAGGGUUGUAAAUUGUGCUCCUCAUUUUAAGGUGCUGUACGUGCAUGUUUAAGGAAUUAUUAAUCAGUGUAUUCUGCUUGCUUUCUGUAUUAACCAGUUCCAGAGGAUAGCCUUAGAAAUGAGUGUAUUUUGAAUCUUAAAGUUUCUUUAUAUGCGGCACAGUGUAUAAUGUCGUAAGUUAAGAAAAAUCUGUUAUCUUUCAAAGAAGUUACGUAGUUUCAAAAAUGAGGUUUUGUAAUCAGUGUUGAAAAAACUCUGAACUAUGACUUACUUUGAGGAUGAUCCUUGAGCUCAUGUAUUUGAUCUGCUCAAAAGUAAUAACUAAAGCUGAGUUAAACAGUUGUUAUUUAUUUCAGGGUUCUGAUUUUUCCCAGCUGGCUACACAAAUGGCCUGUCUGAAUCCUAGUUUAGUGUGUUUUCCACGAUGGGCAGAAGUCAGAACAUUAUCUGCUUCUGUGAGGAUCAUAAUAAAAAGUUAGUUUUAAUUACGAGUUUAAAGGAAUUUUAGAUUUUUUUCAGAUGCAGUAUUUUAAAGGAACAAAACUCCUGUGUUGCCUUUUGUUGUUGUUGUUGUUGUUGUUGUUUCCUAGAGACAGGUUCUUGAUCUGUCACUCAGGUUAGAGUGCAGUGAUGUGUUCAUAGCUCACUGUAACCUUGAACUCAUAAGCUCAAGCCAUCCUCCUGCCUCAGCCUCCUGAGUUGUGAGGACUAUGGAAGUGUGCCACCAUGCCUGGCUAAUUUUUUAAGUUUUUGGAGAGAUGGGGUCUUGCUCUGUUGCCUAUGCUGGUCUUGAACUCCUAACCUCAAGCAAUCUUCCUGCCUCAGCCUCCCCAGGUGUUGUAAUAAUAGGUGCGAGCCACCAUGCCCAGCCUUGUGUUGCCUCUUGGUAAGAAAUAAUAAAAAGAAAUUAGUAGCUUGUUUACCUGGUACCAGAUUUGGAGGGGGCUGAGUAUAAUUUUUACUGAGUGGUAUGUGGUUGGAAAAUAGGCCACAUUUAGCCUUGAAUUGUUUAGAAAUCAAAUGCGAUUCAGAAUUGAAGAGGACAUUGCUGGGCUAUGAAAUAGGGUACUAACAAGGCUAUUUUUGUAGCAAAAUGGCCAAAAGCUGAAAUAAAUCUUCUUAGUCUGUGAUGCUUGUAGCAUCCUUUGUUAAGUAAAGCACAACACCCUGGACAAGCGACUAGUUAUGACUUCCAAAUAGAUUGAUAAUAGCCUUGCAUGUUGUAGUUAGAGACACUGUAGCUGUAUCUGUAUACCUGUAAUAUAGCCUGGGAAGUUCUGUUGCUGCAGAGUUAUCAUUAAAGUCACUUGGAAUUGAAAAAGAUACAGAGUGUUGAGACAAAGGAACUAGGCUGGCACAGUCAUUGCUGAUGCGAUGGGUUCUCCACUUUGGCUCCAGGCGAAGGCUCCUGGUGGUGAUGCAUGAUUGAUUUCAGGUCUUUGUUUCAUUUUGGCUUCAUUACUGUGAUUCUGAGCCACACAGGUUUUUCCCCCUGGGGAGAAGACUAUGUAAAAAUCUCAGCGUUAGAAGCUGUGUUCAGUGCCCUAUAUGUCUUGUGAACCUAUCUGAGCUGGGCUGAGAGCAGAGUGGCUUACUGUAGCAGCUGUGGAUGCAGUCUAGUUGGAGGCAUGGCUUGGAGGACGUCAUGGUUCAUGCGAUGGUUGGAGGGAUGGUAAAAGCAGUUAGCUCUUGUCAGCUGCUUCCCUCUGCUAGUGCUUGAGCUGCCAAUUUUAUUUGUCAGUAUUUCCUGAUCUCCCACUCCUGUUGUGAAAGGUCACAGAGUUACUGUCACUGGCAACAAUUUCGCCCCUUAGAAGAAAACUGGUACAGAGGGAAAGGGUGAGGAAAAUGGUGAGUUCCAUCACUCAGAACUAAAUGCAAGUGGUAGAGAGAUGCUUUCUCCUGUGUUAACGUCUCCAAAAGAUGAACAUCAAAUGCCCGGAAACAGCAACAUCAAAAAGAAGGAAGAUGAGAAGUAUUGUUGAAGAGUAUGGACCUACAGGGUUUUUAACAAGUCCAGCAAAACAAACUAUGGCCAAAAGAAGAAAUUUUUCUGUCACUGCGAGUAGACAUCAUAAAUGCUUGGUAAAAUUGCCAGAUUUAGGGAAUAAAAAAUUUUUAAAGUACAGUGUUGAAGAAUGGGGCAUGUCAUGAAGACAUUCAGCAAAGAAGCAAUCUUGGCAAGGUGGAGAAGUGGGAAGCAAUGGGGAGAGAAAGGGAGAUGCCCAGAGCAGGAAUUCUCAAUGUGUGGUCCCUAGGCCAACAGCAUCAGCACAUCUUGCCCUCACCAGACCUACUGAAUCCGAAACUCCCAGCGCAAGGCCCAGCAGUCUUCAACAAGCCCUCCAGGGGUCUUUGGUGCAUGCUCAAGUUUGAGAACCAUAGGCUUUGCCACGGUUAAAAAGAUGUUUUAAUGGACUGGUCUCCUCCUAAGCUCUGAGGUGCUCUCAUAUUCCCUCCAUAAGUAAAGAGAUUUUUUUUGUAUAAUUCUUUGCAGAAACUGUUAAUGUCUUUAUUUCUCAUAUUUUUUUUUUCCCCUACAAGCUCCUGAAAGAUCUUUUUGAAGAAUUGACAAAGGAUGCUAUCAAGGGCUAUGUUUAGGUGGAUGGAAAUAACCUUUUGAAAAUGGAUAAAGCCUGGGUGUGGUGACUCACGCCCAUAAUCCCAACACUUUGGGAGGCCAGGGCGGGAGGAUUGCUUUAUUGCAGGAGUUGAAGACCAGCCUAUGCAACACAGUGAGACCUUGUCUCUACAAAAAAUUUUAAAAAUUAGCUGGCUGUGGUGGUGCAUGCCUGUGGUCCCAGCUACUUGGGAGGCAGAGGCAGGAGGAUCACUCAAGCCCAGGAGGUUGAGGGUGCAGUGAGCCAUGAUCUGGCCACUGCACUCCAGCCUGGGUGACAGAGCAAGACCCUGUAUCAAAAAAUAGAUAAUAAAAUAAAAAUUGAUAAAAAUAGAUCAAUGAAUUGUUAGUCUACGAAUGAUAGUCAUUUUUCACAAUUGGCAGUAAAAAUAGGAUUUGUGUAAGGUAUGAGUUUACCAUAUUUGUUCAUUAGAUCUUAGUUUCAAGGGAAAGUAUCAUGUAUUUUCCAGCAUGAUAAUGAUGAAUCAUUUAAAGUACGGCUCAUAAAAAUGAAAAAAAAAAUUGGAAGAAAAAAACACCUUGGGUACAUAGAUGUGUAAUAAAUACCUGUUGAGUUAUUGGUAAUCUCUUGCUAGGACUGAAUCUCAGUACUUCAGAGCAUGUAAAAAUCAAUUUUCUGUGAUCCCACUUAAUCACACCGUGUUUUCUUUUUUUAGAUUUCAGCUAGCAAUUUUGCAGGGGUUGGAGACCAAUAGCGAUGUCAUGCUUUUUGGUUGUUGUUAUUGUCUGACUCGUGGAUUCAGCAUUUCAGAAUAUGGUACUCUAAUCUUAAGGCUUUGAAAAGAAACCAUGGCCAUUUUUUCUUCAUAUUUUACCUUUAUUAAUUGGGCUGGGUCCUAACUGGUUGCCAGAGCCCAGAAAUCCAAGUUCUGUCUUUUCAGGGAAUAUGCAUAGCUAAAGAGUUCAUUGUGUUUGCAAAGGUGUACUAGGAGUUCUCAUUUCCUCAGAUGCUCAUGUCUGUAGGCUGUUAAGCUCUCAUUUCAAUUUUUGCAGUCUUUUAAAACACCACACUUCUUUUCCAUCUUGAAGACCAGUUAAAACUACCUCUGGCCAAAAAUGUUAGUGUUACUAGAUAUUAUCAAGGUGUGAGACUAAAAAGUUAGAAGGCUUUAAGAUGUAAAUUAUAUAAGUUAAUGUUUUCUUUCCCUAAAAGUUCUGACCCUUGCUGACCCCUCAAUCAAAUGUUUUUAAUUGAAAGGGGAAAGAAAAUAUCAGAGAACUUAAAGAUGGCCUUCGUGACUUUGACUCAAAAUCAAUGCAUUUCAUUAUGUAUGGGUCCUACACCUUGCUUCCUCAAGUGGCCAUGAAAAAAAAUCUCACGACCAUGCAAACUGAUGCCACCCCAAAGUCAUGGUAACGAUUUGAAUUGCUCUCAGUAUUGAUGUCAAACUCCCUCCUGUUGUCAGCAGCUUAUUGCAAACUGGCCAUUCUAAACCCUUUUACCCCCACCUUCUCUCAAUCUUAGCAGUUAAUCUCAGCCCUCCCCCACCACAUAACAGCCUCGGGCAGAACUUCCCACUUAGACACCCACACACACACACGCUUCCUUACCUUCUUGCCAGUGCCUGUCCUGCCCAAGACGAACCCCUUUUCCUGUGCCCUAGGACCUCUCCCUUGAUAAAUGACUUGAUCUAGCUACAGCCUCACACUCCUGGCACAUACAGCUUUGCAUUUAAACAUGUUCAGAUACUCCUUCCUUCAAACAAAAGACCUUUCCUCAACCCUUUGAAAGCCUGAGUACCACUAAGGUAUACUGCCCUUAUCUGCACUCUGUCCAUUCUGCAGUCUACCGAGGCAGUGGUUUUUAACCCUGGCUGCAUGUUAGGGUCACCUGGGAAGUUUUAAAAAGUCCUAAUUCCUGGACUGGACCACAGACCAGUUAAAUCAGCAUGGGGAGGUGGGGAUGGGUUUCAGUCUUUAAAAAGAAAUGUAGCUGAGGCUGAGAACCACCACUCUAAAACCUGGCUGCUACCCUUGCUACCAUUAAAACUGUUCUUGCUGGAUUCACCCACCAGUGACUUCUACUAUUAAAAUUUAGCCCAUAGGUUGAUUUUUAUGACACUGAUGCUAUAUAACCACUUCCUUCUUUGGAAUGCUCCCUUUCCUGACCCUACUUUCCUGAUUUUUCUGCCACUUCUUUGCUCUUUCUCAGUUUCUGUGGAGUUGUUUGGUAGGUCAGUCUAGCACAGACUGGAUGCCGGUCUCUGCCGCCACCUCCGUUAUUUCAGUGAACACCUGUAUGCCAGUGAGUUCCUUUGCCAUACCACCUUAAUGCACCAACUUAAAAGCACAGAUUAGAGUGGAGCAUUCACAUUUAUUACUGCAGGCUUCUAGGAAAGCAUAUUAAAGGUCUCUGGUCCUUCUCUCACCUCCCUUGUUCCUCCUCCAAGCCCAGUGAGGUAGGAGGAAUUGCUAAUUAGAUUAGUGAGAUUCUAAGGUGGGUCACUCCUGUUUACUUAUGAGUUGCUAUUUAUGAAAAGAUGGCCUGGACUGUGUUCCCUCUUCUGCUUUCUCCUCUUCCGGGUCUUGGACUGGUAAGGGGGCCUGUGCCCAAAAGGGGCUCCUCCACCUAAUGCUGUCUUUAAUCUGUGGCUUUCUGCUGCUGGUUAAUUUUUUAAUUUGGCUUCCUCAAGCCUUUUUGGCCUUGAACUUCAUGUUGAUUUUUAUCAAAGAACUUUUUAUUGGGGCAUCAGCACUAGCCCUAUGAAUACAGUGAAACUUGGGGUUCCACUUUCAUCAGAUGUGACCCUGUGUGUUCCUGAUGUCUUUGAAUCACUAGUUUCUGAUUCAAAAUAUGGGGUAGGUGGAUCUGAUUAGUAGUCAUAUGCCUGUGUCCUGGCUAGGAAGUCAGAAUGAGGUUAUCUGGAAAGUUGAGCUUCCUCACACAUGGGAAGGUACUUCAGAUGCUGGACAGCCAAUAAGAAUAACAAAGGUCCACCAGAACCAUUGCCCCAGUCACUGAUUGAACAAACAUUUACUGAACACUGAUGAAGCGAAGUCCUCCUCAGGGACCUCUUAGGGAAGAGGGUAACUGCCCUAAAGCAGGAUACUCCUGGGCUCCUUAGAUAUACUAUCCUUGAAACUAUUAGGCCCCUGUCCAGAGUACCUAAUAAUAAUAAUGGCAAAUAUGUAUUUGGUGGUCUGCCAUUUGGAAGCAACAUCUCACUUAUUCAACAACUCUAAAGGUAGGUACUUUUAUCUCCAUUUUAAAACAAUGAAAUACACUUACAGUUACAGACAAACUUGCUCGAGUCACAUAUCUAUUAAGUGUCAGUCAAGAUUCAGAUUCAAGUCUGAUGUUAAAGAGUGUCUGUUCCCAAUCAAUACCUCUGCUGCCUCUUUUUACAAACUGAACUGUUGGAGGGCAUGUACAUAUGCAUAAGCUGUGGGCCACUGGGCCAUGGGCCAGUGUCUGAUGAGACCUCUUUAUUGACUUGUUUGUCCUGGUGGGCUGUUUCUCUACCAGGCAACUGUGAAUGGGCUCAUCCCUUCUCUGUGCGUACAUGAUUGAAAGGAGAUAGCCGGUUUCUGUGACAUCCUCUUAUAACAACCUAGUUUUGUUCUUGAGAGUGACCAGAGCAAGAGAAAAGUCAAUGAAAUUUUGCAGAUCUUGCAAACCUGUGGCAAUAAGAAGGUAUUAUCCUUUCUGUACCAAGGCACAACUGAUUCCUAAGUGAGGGGGAUAUGUGUUCUGAGAUGUUAAUGUUAGUGAUAGACUGUUUUCAACACCUUGGUAAACAUUUCUUUUGACUGUUAGCAAAAGCUGCCUUAACAGUCUUGGCUUUUAGAAAUGCCCCUUCAUUCAUUAGAUGUGUAUGGAACACAUCUUAUGCCAAGCACUCUGCUAGGAGCUGGGUAUACAGAGAAGAAAGGCAUUCCUGCUCUCAUGAUGUUCAUGGUCUUCUGCGGAAGAGACCAGAAAAAAAGUAUUACAAUGUAGAAUGAAAUAAGAAUGACAGGGUAUUUUGGCAGCAAGGAGGAGGGCACUUUAACUCAAACUGGGCAGUGGAAGAAGUAAAAAAAAACAUUGAAAGAAAUCCUGAAGGAUAAGCAGGAGUUAAGAAGAGUGGAUGAAGCCCUCCAAGGGUAAAAGCAUGGUUUAUUCAGAGCACUGCAAGUGUUUUAGUAUGGCCCACAUGUAAAGCUUACAGAGGAACAAAGAGAGAAAGGCAAGAGCCAGGAAGUGAAGGGUCCUGUGUAUACUGGCUUACUUGUUGAGUUGGAGAACUAUUGCCGUAUUCCUCUGCUAAGCUCAGGGUGCAUUCGUGGAAACCCUACUGCAACUGGCCCAUUGUGCAUACAAAGCUGGAACUGAGAUGUGAACAGAUUUGCAUUGCCUUGAUCACCUUCCGUGGGAAAUAUAGCUAGGCCCACUUAUUGGUAGGAGCUACUGACAUGUUAAAACUAGGUUAAACUGAAUUGGAAGUAAUGGUGUAUUUGGAAUCAUGGCUGACUGAUUCCAUUACAUGUUCUAGCAUGAUACCAGUCUGAGGUUAUUCCCCUUGAACCACCGACUUAGUAGAGUUUAAUGCACAAUGUGAUGGUCUUAGUUCCUUGUACUGUUCUUCAGUGUCAAAGUUGUUCAACUACCAGUUAAGUUUUUUGGGCUUUGUUUCUCAGUAGUGACAAUAAAUUUGUGUUGAUCUAUUUACACCUUUUGGACUGAACACCUUAGCAAUCAUUGAUAUUUUAAGCCUACAGGAAGUGCCCAUGGGAUAAAACCAAUCUGCUGGCUCACACUAAGUUCUGAUCCCAUGAUUUUGGUCUCAUUAAUACCGUGCUAUAAAUAAAGUUAGCUAAAUCUUUUGAAACUGCAUAAAAGUGAAAUAAUUAUGAGUUUUGGGCCAACAUUUUUCCUGAACAGCUUCUGACUGACCAGCAUUUUAAAUUAGGCGAUGCAGUCUAGCUUUUGUACAUAGAAAUAAGAAAGUGACUUAUGUUCCAUUAUUAAAAUAGUAUAGGGAGGACAGGUAAAUUACUAAUUUUUCAUUGCUCAUAGUAGAGAAUUAAGGUAUAUUGACUAGUGAAAUAGAGGAUUAUGGGGAUCAUAUGAAAAUAUGAUUAAAGAGAUUAUCACUAGAAGAAAAAUUCAGACUGCUAAUUAUGAGAAAAAACAUGUAUGCACAACCAAACAAAUCACAAAAAUGAAAGAUGUCUAAAACCAUAGAAUAGGAACAAAUGUACCUGUCAUAUUAAUAAAAGUAAACUUAUCUGUAGAUAAAAGGCAAAAAUGUCAGCAAACACUAAUUUCAUGUUAUAAGAUUCAGAAAGGUUGAGCAAAAGUAAACCAAGCAAACACAAACAAGAAAAUGAGUUGUAGUCUGCAUAUCAGGCAAGGUUGAACUUAGGGAAAAGGAACCGGAAAAAAAAAAACCAAAAAAAACCACGACAUAAUGCUAAAGGGUGUGACUCACGAGAUAAUGUUUCUAGAUAUCUGUGUACCAAAUAAUGGAAAACCAUUUAUGUAUUGGAAACCAUAGGAGACACAGGAAGAAACAAAUACAAUGUUAGUUGGAUAUUUUAAUUCAAUUCUGUCAAUUCAUGACAGAUCAAGUGGAUAAAAAACUAGGACAUGGGAUGAUUUAAAUAAGAUACAGAAGAUCUAGUUGAUGCAUAUUAGACUUUACCCUAAAAGUGGUAACUACACUUCAAAGUAUCCAUGAAACAUUUCCCCAUUUGACUGUGUAUUAGAGCGUACAGAAAACAUAAGUUUCAGAACGGAAAAAAGGAACAACAGAUGGCAUUUGCUGAUAAAAAUGCAAUAAACUUAGAAUUUGAGGAUAGGUGGUCAGAAAAAAAAAUGCAAUAAAUUAAAGCCAGAAAACACUGCUCAUCUGCAAUCCAAAAUGUUUUUAAGCUCUUCAACUAUUCUUGGGUUGAUUAGGAAAUGCAAAGUAUUAAAAAAACAUUUCAUAUCUAAAAUAUAAACUUGUUCCUCUGAGAUACAAAUAAAACAGUGCUCAGAGGAAAAUUCAUUGCCCUAAAAUUUAUGUAUUAAAAAAUAAGAUAAAUGUCAUAUAACUCAAAAUAUUAGGAAAAGGAAUCUUUUAAAGGCAGGCUAAAAGAAUCAAGAAAAAUUAAUUAGAAAAAUGAGGAAACAAAGCUAAUUUUUAAAAUAUGUAGUAAAAUAUGUAACAUUUUAGCUAACAUUACAAGAGAAGACAAACACAAAAUAAGAAUUACCAAGUAUUGAAUAGGUAAGAGUCAUAAAAUAUUCUUUGCUCAACUGUAUGCAAACAAUUUAAAAACUUGGAUUAAAUGGAUAAUUUUCCAGGAAGGUAUAGUUUGCCAAAAAAUGACAUCAAAAGAAAUCUAAUAUAACAAUUGUCAUAGAAGAAAUGAAGUAAGUAUUUCAAUUAGCAUGACAGACUAAAUACUUUUAAAGACCCAAUGAAAACAAAGAAAUGCAUUUGGAGAAUUAACAGAAACUUUUUGUAACACCAAUUUUUUAUUUUACAUUUUAAAGCAUGGAAUGGAAUUUAUUGUAAAGACGUGUAUUUUAUAGAAUCCAAGCAAAAGCUCACCAGCCAGAGAUAAAGUGAGGCCAGCUCAGGGAAUGUGAGCAGUGGCGAUUUAUUCCCUCUGGUGUUCCAUGUUAGCCUGACACAGAGCCCCCUCUUCACAUUCUCAGGGGCUCUUGAUCCAAAACCUUUUUUAAAAAAAAUAAUUUUAGACUUAACAGAAAAUCUGCAAAAAUAGAUUUCCUGUGUGCCCUUCUCUCAGCUUCUUCUAAUGUUAACUUACAUACCAAUGGUACAAUUAUUGAAACUAGGAAAUUAACAUUGGCACAAUCCUAUUAACUACAUACUUUAUUUGAAUUGUAGCUGUUUUCCCAGUAAUGUUGUUUUUCUGGUUCGGUAUUCAAUCCAGGAUCCAUAUGUACUUGGGUCUUUCUGGGUUUUCUGUUCCACUGGUCUACUUGUGCAUGGUACCACACUGUUUUAAUUAUAGAGACUUUAUAGUAUGUUUUAACAACUGGCAAGGCUAGUCCCCCUUAUAAUUUUUCCUAUUGUGCUUCUGGCUAUUCAUACAUGUUUGUUUUUCCAUGUGAACUUUAGUAUCAACUUGUCUAAAUUCAUUUUUUAAGGUACAUUGGUAUUUUAUUGAUAUUAUAUGAUAUUAACUGAUUUAGAGAGAACUAACAUCUUUAAAAUGUGGUGUCAUCCUAUCCAAGAAUAGGAGAUGUAUUUCCAUUUAUUCAAGUCUAUUUUGUGCCUUUUAGCAGUGUUUUAAAAUUAUCCUUGUGUAGGUUUUGUGCAUUUCUUGCUAAGCUUAUCCCUAAGUAUUUAAUUUAUUUGCUAGUA
Messenger RNA from Homo sapiens (human), 14255 nucleotides. RefSeq names its product G-patch domain containing 2 like (gene GPATCH2L). The transcript has 11 exons. Bases 276 to 1763 code for a protein of 495 amino acids. NCBI's taxonomy places the organism in Eukaryota, Metazoa, Chordata, Mammalia, Primates, Hominidae. The record is from RefSeq and is a predicted model, not a curated record.